This is a messenger RNA of Penicillium mononematosum, 687 nucleotides long. RefSeq names its product zinc finger MYND domain-containing protein. The transcript is spliced from 4 exons. The coding region runs from base 1 to 687 and encodes 228 amino acids. The record is from RefSeq and is a predicted model, not a curated record. Lineage: Eukaryota; Fungi; Ascomycota; Eurotiomycetes; Eurotiales; Aspergillaceae.
AUGGGUCGAUGGGGCUGGCGUUUGUUCGAAGGUGACCAGGACCUUGAUGUCGCUUGCGGCUUGGUCGACGGUCUCGGCGUCAAUACCGAUUCCUGGGAGCACAGUUUGAGUGCGAUGGUCCAUCAAACCGACAUGCUCGCACCACCUGAGGCUGUUGCCUUCUACAUCACCCCUGAAUACGCCGACAAGCUAGCCAACGAAACCAUCCCGUGGGUCCGCCAGAAGCUCGACACUGACAACCUCGGAGACCGGCUGUUUGCUACGAGUCGUGCCCAGGAAGCAGACCCGGACGACUUCUUCCGAGAAAACAAGUACCGCACUAUCAUCCUGGGUGCUCUCAUGAUCCGUGCUGGUGCUCGUAUCAAGGCAGCGGAUCUGCAACAUCUACGUGAUCUAGUGCCCCAGAUCAACUGCACCUCCCGCCGAAUGAUGUUAGGGGACCAUGGUUUCAGAACUCCAGGAAAAGUUCAGUUCCUGGCUGCCUUGGAUCACUACCAGCCCGGUGUUCCACGUAGCUUCCAGGAGCCUAGCUGCUUCAUGUGCGGAAAGAUCGAGGAUGAUAUCGGUCACAGGCCUCUGCAAUGCAAGAAGUGCAAAGUCGCAACCUACUGCAGCAAGGAAUGCCAACGUGACCAGUGGCGCGAACACCGAGUGAGCUGCAUUCCCCGGGCCAACGCCGAAUGCUGA